CGUGCCACACCACUUCCACCUCAUUUACCAAAACACAACGAUCAAGAUGUCUCUGCGCGGCGAUAGCAUCCCGCGCAGCAAAGCGGCCGCGUAUGUGCAACUUCCAGAGCUGGAUGGCCACUCGCGCAAGGUGUACGCAUUGGGCUUCAAUUGUGAUGGCUCUAUGCUGGCCUCAGGGUCCAACGACCGCAGCAUCCGCAUCUGGGACCCCACUACCGAGCGGGAGCUUAUGGAACUGCGUGGACACUCGGACUCGAUUUUGUCUCUUGCCUGGGACCCUACAACACCGCACCGCUUGGCCAGCACGGGCUCCGACAAGACGGUGCGCUUCUGGGACACCAAGACCGGCCGCAUCGUCAACAGCGUCUCAUUGCCCGGUGACGCUGUUAACAUCGCCUACAGUCAUGAUGCCAAGUACGUCGUGGUGGGCAACUUGGAUUGCAUUACGCUCAUCGACACACGCAAGGCGCGCGUGGUGCGGCGUGUGGUGAACCCCUUUGAGUCCUACGAGAUGCAGUUCAGCAGGACCGGCUUCCUCUUCGUAGCCGCAGGCCAUGCGGCCGGAUUCGGUACUUUCGAGAUCAUGCGUAUAGUCACGGAGAAGAAGGGCAACCCCAACCUGGAAAGUGCGCACAAGGUUAUGGCUCAUGCAGGAAGUUGUGUAUGCUUGGACUUCCACCCGUCAGGAAGAUACCUUGCAUUGGGAGGUGUAGACUCUUUGGUGAGCAUCUGGGACUUAGAGGAGCUCUACUGCGUUAAAACGUUUGUGGUGACGACAUCAAGCAUCAGAUCCGUGCGCUUCAGCCACGACGGCAAAUAUAUAGCAAUUGGCAUGGAUGACCCCAACUUGGUCGUGAUGGACGUAGAAAGCGGCGAGAAGGCAGUUAAGUUGCAGCUCCAGAACAACGUACAGUACUUAAGCUGGCACCCCAACAAAAACGUGCUGGCAUAUGUAGGUGACAAGGCCUCAAGCGAUAAGAACUCGAACCGCGACGGUGUCAUCAAAAUGAUCGAGAUGAAGGAUUAGCGUUGUCUUGAACUUGUGAGAAUAUCACGUCAGACCGGCAAUCGAAUAGUCACAACAGCAGGCACAAACGGCAGAAGAAAUGGAAAGUAUAUCACCUGGGAAUAUCCUCACACGGACAUUUGUCUUAAAGCGGACUACGUCCUCAGUUCGUUGUUGUUGGAAGUAACGAGGUGGUGAGCUGGCAGACAUAAUUUUGCAUUUGAAGACGUGCUCGAGCGACUCCUAAGUAGCAGCUGCACUGUUUGACUGUGCCGGCAUCUCCAAGUUCCUGAGCUAGCCGGUGAGCCUGGUCGAAGGCCCGCUCCGCUUUCUCGAAUUCUGCUCGCCGGCUAGCGAGGUGACCGAGCUGAAUCCACGCGAAUGUCUCCGCUGGGCGAUCAUUGACUGACUGGAUGAGCUGUAGAUGCUGAUUCAUGCAUGCAACAGCUGUGUCUAGAUCAUUUUGACGGCUAGCCAGCAGCCCCAGGUUGCCUACGGCAAGACUCUGACCGUACGCACUGUUCAACUGGAUAGCCAAACGAAGAGCCUCCUGGUAGUAGUGAGCAGCUUCGUUUGGACGGUCAAGGGAGCCGAGUGUAAGUCCCAGAUUCAAAUGAGCCACGAACUUGCCUGCAUCAUCCGCAACCUCCAGAUGCUUCUGAUGAUAAACUAGUGCGUUUUGCAGGUUACGACUCUGCGGAUCCACAAAUUUCCCGCUGUAACGGUAGUCUUUCGAGGAGGAGGAUAGUAGCUGGUAAUUGACACCAAUACAGUUAGCAGCCAACCCCAUGAACAA
Messenger RNA from Phytophthora nicotianae INRA-310, 1802 nucleotides. RefSeq lists its product as hypothetical. Gene Ontology annotation, molecular function: protein binding. The coding region runs from base 47 to 1027 and encodes 326 amino acids. The record is from RefSeq and is a predicted model, not a curated record. Gene Ontology annotation, biological process: mRNA export from nucleus. Gene Ontology annotation, cellular component: THO complex part of transcription export complex. The transcript has 5 exons. Lineage: Eukaryota; Oomycota; Peronosporomycetes; Peronosporales; Peronosporaceae.